AUGGGGUUGUACGAGGUCGACGAGCCGAUCCUGGCGAGGUACCAGGGCGUAUGGUACGAAGGCAAGGUCGUGGAGACGGAACCCGCCACGGGCGCAACCGGCGAGGCGCGGUACAAGAUCCACUUCCAGGGUUGGAACAGCCGAUGGGACUAUUGGGAGGUCCAGUCGAGCGGCGAUCUGAUGGCGGACACGGAGGAGAACAGGGCCAAGAACAUGGGCAAGGGCAAGGGCAAGGGCGGCGCCAAGGCUGCCACCACCGGCGCGAAGGACGGGGCCAAGGAUGCGGCCAAGGAUGCGGGGAAGAAGAGGCCGAGCAAGGACGACGGGAAGAAGAGCGGCAGCAAAAAGGCGAAGACUUCCAAGAAGGCUGGCGACGCCGGCGCCGAGCCCGAGGCGGUCACCGCCGCGCCCGACGCCGCGCCCGAGCUCGCGCGGCUCAGGUUCAACCUCUCCACCUCGCUCAAGCGCGAGCUCAUCGCCGGGUGGGAGAAGAUCACCCGCGAGGAGAAGCUGGUGCGGCUCCCGCGAUCGGUCACCGUCUCCGCGGUGCUCGAGCGCUUCGAGUCGGAGACGAGGGCCAAGGCGAGAUCCCCGGAGCAGGCGGAGAUGGCGACCGAGAUUUCCUCGGGGCUCCGCGCGUACUUCGACAGGUCCUUGAGAGCGGUGCUCCUCUACGCCCAGGAGCGCACGCAGGCUGACGUUUUACUGACGGACGACGCGAGACUUCCGAGCGACGUGUACGGCGCCGAGCACCUCCUCCGACUCUUCGUCAAGCUCCCGACGCUGGUGCCCCUUAAAGACAUGGACGCGGACGCGACGCACCUGCUCCACGUGCGGCUCCAGGACUUCCUCAGGUGGCUGCAGCGAAACGCGGCGAGCUCGUUCGGGUGCGGGUACGUCGGGAGGGACGCCGACGGUCGCCCCACCGACGAAAUAAAGGAGCCCGAAAAGGUGAAAGAGUACGUCGCUCCCGUCGUGAAGGAGAAGAAGGAUAAGGCGUCGCACGGCGACGAGAAGGCUUCGCCGGACGAGAAGGCGACGCCGCCGGCGCCCCCCGCGGUCGAGCCCGAGCCCGUCGCGGCGUGA
Molecule: messenger RNA, 1086 nt
Organism: Micromonas commoda
Lineage: Eukaryota; Viridiplantae; Chlorophyta; Mamiellophyceae; Mamiellales; Mamiellaceae
Exons: 1
Coding region: 1-1086 (361 amino acids)
Biological process (GO): chromatin organization; regulation of DNA-templated transcription
Cellular component (GO): nucleus; histone acetyltransferase complex
Source: RefSeq, a predicted model, not a curated record